This is a messenger RNA of Polistes dominula (European paper wasp), 1408 nucleotides long. It is a transcript of the gene mRF1, whose product is annotated as mitochondrial translation release factor 1. Gene Ontology annotation, biological process: translational termination. The record is from RefSeq and is a predicted model, not a curated record. Lineage: Eukaryota; Metazoa; Arthropoda; Insecta; Hymenoptera; Vespidae. Gene Ontology annotation, molecular function: translation release factor activity.
UCUUAUGCAUUAAUCAUUUACAAUACAGUAGCGCCAUCUAGAUUAUUUUUCUAUUUAAGGCUAGGUCGCAAGUAGCGGUAGUUUUUGAUAUCUCGUAUUUACAUUAGUGUAUUUCUUUUUGUAUUUAUUUGAAUAAUUAAAUAUACAAAUAUGAUAUUUUCAAUUUGUUCGCGAAGAUUUAACAUUUAUAGAAAACGUAUAAUAAUUUAUGAAACAUUGCAAAGGUGUAAUUCAUCUUUGAUCGAUGUCAAUAAGUUUUAUAACCUCAAAGGGUUAUUUCGUUUAUUGUCAAGCAAUGCAUUGUCAUCACGUUUAAAUUUACCUGUUUCCGAUAACAGUAUUAGAAAAUAUUUAGAUUAUCUUUCCGACGUUUAUAAAAGUAAUCGAUGGAAAGACAAUAAUUUAUUUCAAAUGAUUGAUGUUAAAUCUAUGAGUGACAUAUUGAGUGAACGCAUCAACAUUAUAGAAAAUAUUACAAACUUGCAAGAACUUGGCAAAGAAGACGAAGAAAUGAAAAAGUUAGCUGAAGAAGAAGAGGUAAUGUAUGAGGAACAAUUAAAUGAUCUUGAUGAAAAAUUAUUGAAUAGAAUAUGGUAUGAUCUUGAUAAGAAAAAUUACAACAAUAUCAUAUUGGAAUUAUCAGCUGGUGUUGGUGGUACAGAAGCAAUGUUAUUUGUCGAAGAUCUUUACAAAAUGUAUACAAGAUAUGCCAAUUAUUUAGGAAUAGAAUAUGAAUUAUUGGAACUUGGUAAAACUGACAAAGGUGGUUUGAGAUAUACCAGUAUUUUAUUAAAAGGUAAUUUAGCUUAUAAAAAGUUUCGACACGAAGGUGGUGUACACAGAGUACAAAGGAUACCAGAGACUGAAAAAUCUGGUCGUAUGCAUACCAGUACGGUGUCAGUUGCUGUUACACCAGAACCUACAGAUAUUGAAAUUAAUUUAAAUUCUAAAGAUUUGAAGAUAGAAACAAUGCGAGCAUCAGGUGCUGGUGGUCAGCAUGUCAAUACGACUGAUUCUUCUGUGAGAAUAACUCAUUGUCCAACUGGUGUCAUGGUAACUUGCGAAACUCAAAGAUCACAAUUGAAAAAUAAAGAAAUAGCACUGUUAAAGCUUAAAACAAUAUUAUAUCAACAAGAAUUGAAUAAACAAAUUGGAAUUGCUAGUGAUAUGCGUAAAAAGCAAAUGGGUUUAAAAAUGAGAAAUGAAAAGAUAAGAACAUAUAAUUAUAAUCAAGAUCGUAUCACAGAUCACAGAUUGGAAAAUGGUACGAUGCAUAAUUUAAAAAUAUUUAUGACAGGUGGUGCCGAAUUGGAAGAACUUGGGAAUAGAUUGCAAAAUGAUAUGCAAAUAAAAAUCUUAAUAGAUUUAAUUAAUAAUUUAGAAUCUGAAAGAAAGUAAUAUAUAAAUA